AUUGAAGCCAGUGCCAGGGUUGUAAAAGACGAGUGCCAAGAGCUGUGCCAGAGGGGUUCUGGUACUGUCAUGCAAGAUAAAAGCUAUGACAAUCUUCUACAUUUCACUUGGGAGGACUUUCAUAAGGACCUCAAGACCCAGUGCCCUGGCUUUCUUGCACUAUUGGAGGCUGCAGUUUGUGACAGCAAUCCAGAUUCCAACAGCAAACACUUCAGACAUGUUAUGAUGACUGCUGCAGUUUCUCUUCAUGGCAGAAACAGAGAAAUGUCAGUAAUGCAGUAUGUUACUGCAUUUGUACUGAUGCAUGGUGGAUGUACACAAAAGAACAUUGAACGGCUAGCACAGCUUGGUAUGUGUGUACACCCGAAAACCGUACACCGGAAAUUGAUUAGUUGGCAGGCCAAUCUGGAUGCUGAGCUUCUUGCUCUUAGAGACGCAUGGGCAAAUGGUGGAUCUACCAAGUACCAGUUAGUUGGAGACAACUGGGAUAAGAACAUUCUCCCUUCUUAUCGGACAUCUGAUCGGAAGACUGUCUCCCUGCAUCUUUUCAAUAUGUAUGCAGUUGUGGACAGAGUUAUACCAUCACCUGCUGUUGGCUUUUGUAAGGUCCUUGAUGCUGCACAACUGGAUGCUUCACAUUUCAUUCCAUCUUGUGAUGAACAGGAUCAGCUGAUGAAAGAAUUGACGUUCAUAGUUGCAACAGCAGUUGUCAACAACAUACCAAAGCUGGAGAGAUGUUUCAAGGCUAUCUACCCCAAACACCUGCAUCACACUUACAGUGCCACUGCUGGUGUCAAAACAGUUCAGUAUCCUCUGGGCUUAUUCGACUGUAAUGAAAACCUUACACAAGAGCUCAUUACCCUGUUGGCAAACUCACUGGAGAAGUAUGUGCCAAUGUCAGAUGGUGAUAUAGUGGAGUCAGUCUUCUUGGGAGGGGACAGGCUGACAGACGAGAGAGUGCAGGGGGCACAAAAUGCCAUGAGAAAUGCCCCAACAGCAAAAGAGAAAUUGGAAGGUUUCAUCUCCAAAACAGAAGACUUUCACAGACUAAUGAACUUUUUGGAGGCAGUGACCAAAAUGACCUACAGCACGAAAAGUGUCAAUGACAGAGGCACUAUGCAUUACUACAGAAAUCUCUUGAAUGCAAGGAACGUCAAGGGCAAGGUCAAGAAUGCUUAUCGACUCUACAAGAUACUAUAUUAUACAGUAUUGGAAGGUGUGUGCCUUGCCCUCUUCAUGCAACAUUUUGGUAUUGAGGAUUUGGACGCUGAUAUACCAUUACCUGAUGGUUUUUCUGACAUGUCAGAUGAGGACAAGAUCGGAUGGUUGAAUGACAUCUGCAGCACAAUUCUGAGGAAGUGGUUCUUCGACAGCACACAGGAUGUAUUUCAUUACCUCAGAGAAGUGAUUACUGACAAAGAUCAUCCAGAAAACUACUGGCUGGCAAAUCUGGACCAAGACACUGGCCGAAUCCAUUGUCAUUUUUGUGACAAAUCAUAUGCAUAUGUUGGAUCUUUGAUGUCACAUGAAAAGAAAGUCCAUAAUGUUGGAAUUGAAAAGCCCCUUAAAAAAUCAAAGGGUACUGGUGGUGAUGAACUACACAGCUACAUCCUCAUGCUUUUCAAACUUUUGCUGUUGCACAAAAACUUGGACACAGCUGUGGACAUUGGUGGUGGCGAGAGGUCAGUGAGAUCAGCAAAAUAUGAACUGCCAAUCUACAACAGAACCAACAAGGUAAAGUACUGCAUUGGGUCCAUUCAUUUAACAUCACUGUCUUCAGGGUUGUUGCCCAAGGAGCAGACAGAAAGGUUUGUUGCUAACCGAUUCAUUAAUUUGCAAGGUGGCAGAAAUCACAAUAUUGCCCUAGAUGAGUUCAUCGAGGUGCUAAACAGAGACAGCAAGAUUGCCUGUUCUGGGUACAAAACAAAGGAGAGCAUCAUUCGCCAUUCAAAGGAGUACCCCCAUCUUACAAACUCAAUCAGACAUUUCGAUUCCUUGUGUGCUGUACGGAAGAGUAAAGGAUUCCACCACUUGCCAUCCUUCAAGGAAGAUGUUGCAAAAGUAGUAAAGGAUUUGAUUGAAAUUGAUGCUGUGAACCCACAAAAUCAGCGACCCUUCACUGCAAGGAGCUUGUGA
Molecule: messenger RNA, 2136 nt
Organism: Haliotis rufescens (red abalone)
Lineage: Eukaryota; Metazoa; Mollusca; Gastropoda; Lepetellida; Haliotidae
Exons: 5
Source: RefSeq, a predicted model, not a curated record